GCAUUGUAGACAUAGAUCUGGCGCAAUUUUCAACUACAGAUAAUGUAACGGGCAACAGAAAGUAAACAUACUAGAAGAAGAGGAACAAGCUUUGCGCAAGCUAGACCUGCAGGACAAUGAGUAAACCCAUUUUGUAAUUAACUUCCCCUUUUGUACUCGAACCGCGUAAUUCAAUUUUGAAAUAUAUCUGUUGUGCCAGUGCGCCGUGUGCUUACUUCAGUGGCAUUUAUCGGUUCUGAUUGUUGUGUUGCGUUUCAGACUGCUCCUGCUUGCCGGUAAACGCUGAUAGUACGUGCUACAAUACCUUUGCGUGAUGAAUGAAUCUAUCUGUUCUGUCUUUCGUGACAAACUGAAGCGUUUAUUUCACUGGGGUCCAAUCUCUACAAUCUGGAUUAUAUUUUUUAUUACACUCACGAGUUUAUACAAUACUUUACAUGUCGCCCCUCCCUGUUCAUCACUUCUUGGUCUGUUUCUUUCUACGUGCAUAUUUAGUUUCUUUUAUAUGACUCUGAAGUCUUACCUUUGUGCUGUAUUUGUUGGCCCAGGAUUUGUCCCUCUUGGUUGGAGGCCGUGUGACCCUUCAGCUGAACAGAAGCUUCAGUUUUGUAAUGUUUGUAGAGGUUUUAAGCCUCCACGAGCCCAUCAUUGUCGAGCUUGCAACCGGUGCAUAAUGAAAAUGGACCAUCAUUGUCCCUGGAUAAAUACAUGUUGCGGCCAUCUUAACCAUAAAUACUUUCUUAUGUUUUUGUUGUUUGCUCCAUUCGGAUGCAUUAUCUCUUGUAUAUCACUAUCACUUUCUGUAUAUCAAAGUCCAGCAAUCUUUCCUAGUUUACUUUUGCGAAGAUUUCAAUCAAGCGUUUUGUUCGUCAUAGCUGAUCUAAUGAUAACAUUAUUUGCUUUGGGUUUAGCUGUGGGUGUUGCACUGUCUGUUGGGAUUUUAGCAAUUUUCCAGUUGAAAGCUGUUGCAAGGAAUCAGACGGGAAUAGAAUCAUGGAUCGUAGCGAAAGCAAACGUUUGGCGAAAGGAUAUAGGGGAAAAAAAACCAUUUCGCUAUCCAUAUGACCUUGGAAAGCUCGUAAAUUUUCAGCAGAUUUUUUUGUGGUCUGGUAAAGUCUUAGGAGAUGGAUACUACUGGCCUGUUGUGAAAGGCUGCACUCAGUAUGAUUUGACAUUGGAACAGAUCUAUCAGAAAAGGUUGAAGCAAAAAAUUCAGCGCACAUUCAGAAUUACCCAAAAUUAUGAUGGAAGUCGGUGUUUGUGUUUUCGUUAUGGAUGUCUAACUGCGAUACGUUCCCCAUGUUUUGAAGAACCCAGAAUACCUGUACGUGUCGGUGAUGCUCUUAUGGUGACAAGAGGAACAAAGUACUGGAUUUAUGGUCGUUUGGUCCCAUCUGAAAGUUGUUUUGAUGAUUUUUCAGAUUCUGUCAAAAUUUGUGGAUGGGUUCCUCGCGUUUGUGCUUUUGAAGUCGAUUUCAAGCACAAAAACAAUAAGUUCUCGCUUAAGAAUGACUAGGCAGUCACAUUCCAUAGUUCAGAGGACGAUCAGUGUUCUAUUUUGUAGAUUACUACAGUGUUUGUACUAAUUAUUAUUACUUUACUCACUUUUGUAAUUCCUUUUCUUGUUCUAUUCUUUCAUCCUAUUUUCCUAUUUACUUUCUCUUAUUUAAAAGAUUGAAUGGGAUGAAAUUAUCCUAAUAAUACGAACUGAACACUUCAGUCAAAGAUUUGUCUAGAUGUACUUUUUAUUCUCAUUCUCACCACCAAUCUUAUAAAGUGAGUCAGUUGUUAGAGGAUAUGCAACAAACGUUAUUAGAAGGAGAAUAAUGUGGUUAACCUACUCGCUGUCGUAAUGUAACUUGAAUUAGAUUCUGCUAGCCAUUUUUUGAAAUGUUAUGCCCAAUUUUCGUGACAUGUAAAUAACCAAGACUAAAUAUUCAUAUAUUUAGGAACGUACUUGUAUUUUAUUAGUUGGUGUUUGUUUAACACAAGCUUUUCAUAUAGAUUGGUAAUACAGUUACUUCAUUUUGGAUUGGUCAUCAUCUUUCUCUCUGAAAAUAACUUAUUGGGUCCCUUGGACUUCGUUUUUCGGGCACUUGAGUCUGCAUAUCUAUUGGUCGGUCCGGUUUCUACAAGCUAUGCAGUAGUUCAGCUAAGGGAAUAGUGCAGUUAAAUUACAUUCCGAAUUGUUUUUUUUGCUGUCAUCAAUCUCAUAUUGUAUCACUAAGACUGUCUGCUACUGAUUAACAGUCUACUAGCUUUAAGCUUCAACUCUCAGGUUUGAUUUUAUUUGUGACUAUCUUAUCCAGGCUUUGCGUCGUUCCAAAGCAUAUGAAUAACAGCUCUGGAGACUAUAAUCAUUUAAGGAGUAGGAUCUUUUACCUUAGUAAAAAUACACUUCCUGAAUUCAGUCUACCUUAUCUAUGAUUUCAAAUAUGUGACUUUCAGUAGGUUAAGCCAACCAAAGUUCGUGCAUCUAACCUCUCGUCUCAAGAAAGUGUAGAUUCUUUCCUUAAAAAUAAAAUGGAUUUUCCCAAAACGUCCCUAGAAGUGACUUUGGCGUAAGCGAAUACGAAUCUCUACACCGAGAGACAGUCUACGGAAGCUUAUAAUGAUUAGGAUGUAUCAAUUUUUUGAGGUCCUCUCCCAAAUUCAUAGUUCAUCCAUGAAUAAUGGUACUACGGUCUCAUAGCUUAGCUAAUUCAUUAAUCGCACCAGAUCGACACAACUUUAAGACAUCGUUAAGACCCACUUUACUACGUUUCAAUUUCUGGGUAGAAUUAUUGGAUAUGUGAGGCAGUCAGUCAUACACUGGGAUAAAUGUACGGCUAGGUAUCUGUUAUAUGUUGGACCGCUGAUUAGAGGGCAGUGAAUUGUUGAUCGGACCAAGAACGCGUAAAACACGUGCAGCUGCCUAUAGUUCUGAUAGGUCCCGCCUAGCCCAACCAGUUAAGUUCAGAAUGCCAUUCUCAGCCUCUGCAAUAUGAAUCAUUGUAUUCCAGACAUACUGAGUUUAUGUACCAAUCAAACAGACCACAACGUACUAAAUGUGGGAGACAGUGACUAAUAGACUGCAUAAUUCAAGAGUGGUAAAACGUAUAAUAAUGGUUCAUGGGUCAAAAUAAAGCUAUUAAUAAGAGUAACAUGAUUAGUUUAAUUAUCUAACAAUUAUAACAAAAAUAUACGUUUAGUAUUGGUCCAUAAACAGAUCCAAAAUUUACCAUUUAUUAGUUUCGUCGGGACAUAGUAUUUGUCCUUCAAAGGUCAAUAAGUUCAUUUGUGGUUUCAUCUUAAGCUCCAAAGUCCUCUGGGGUGUGGCACACUAGUGGGUUCAAAAGAGAUGUACCUCCCGACUUAAAAUUAGGAUUGGCGGAUAUUAAACUAAGUGACCGGUUUGUGGGAAGAUUAUAAUGUUUGAGCUAUUAGACUAAUUUGUAGUCUCCAUUUAACAACGAUAAUAUCCUAUUGUCGGGCUACUCCUGCUCUUAUUAUUUAUCGGCGAUUUAGUAACUGGUGCGCUUGUAUAUAGUUCGACAAUCUUUUAAGUGAGAUAGCGCCCCUUCAAGUAUUAGGACAUUUCGAGUAGCUUUAAACAAAUCAAACAUUUGGAUUUGUAUAUUAUUAUAGUUGUGAGUAUUCACAAUAAUGCGCUAGCUAAGAAUUUCCGAAAUGGUGCUAUUCAAGGCAGGUAGAACUAGGUGAGUACAACUUGACGCAAGGCAAUACUUCAGGGGUAUCGUCCACCGAUGGAGGUUGCGAGCACUUGAAGGUCAAGCUCACGAGAUGAUCGGUGCAUCACACCCGCAAUUGGUGAAGUAUUUCAGAAACGGUUAAAUUUAGAUUUGAAUUGAGUUCAGCCAUACCUUCAGGUCGAAAUAUUGUCAUUGUCAAUCUGUAUUUUGGGUCCAUACAGUAAAUGGUGAGCUAAAAACCGCCUAUUAAGACCGUUCACAACCAUCCUUGCACAGAAGGAUAUAUUUCUGUCGAUCCAUCGAGAUGGCAGUGGACGUCGAAUGGACUCUUAUAUUUAAGAACGUUUUCAUUGAGUGAUACGCCAACUCGUAGCCUACGGCAUCUGGUUUCUUGGACGUUCUAUAAACAGCUUACCAAGGUUGAUAACUCCAAACUGCGUUCACAGUUGUAC
Messenger RNA from Schistosoma spindalis, 4141 nucleotides. Lineage: Eukaryota; Metazoa; Platyhelminthes; Trematoda; Strigeidida; Schistosomatidae. The record is from the annotation of a GenBank genome assembly.